This is a messenger RNA of Trichoplusia ni (cabbage looper), 2630 nucleotides long. Its product is annotated as piggyBac transposable element-derived protein 4-like. NCBI's taxonomy places the organism in Eukaryota, Metazoa, Arthropoda, Insecta, Lepidoptera, Noctuidae. The transcript is spliced from 2 exons. The record is from RefSeq and is a predicted model, not a curated record. The coding region runs from base 979 to 2550 and encodes 523 amino acids.
CUUUGCAAUUCAUAACGGCUUUUUGUCUUGUUUACAAUUUAUAUGCGUGCUGUUCAGUUGAAAUAUAGUGAUUUGUUUCUAAUAAACAUACUCAUAUACGUUUUUAGUUAAAAUAAUAUAUUGAAAUGAUAGAGGAUUCAUAAGUAAUAUCAAUGUGUUCUUUAGGUUUUUUCACAUGGAUGGUCCGGUAUCCACAAACGAGAAAACUUGUUCACAAUAUUUGAUACUGCUUGGUUUCGUCGUGUGUUUUCAUAUUAUAAUAUUGUUUGUUUUUCGCAGACGAUAUUUAACUUUUGCCGCUCAAUGAGCACGUACAAGACAACGUAAUUGUAGCCGACGCCGACAUACGUAAGUAAAUGUUUUAUUAGGUGCGUACCUCGGGAUAAUCUUUUAAUAUUGUUUCUUUGUUACAAAGGACAUUCGACAAUUACCUCUGUUAAAUGUAGCAGAUGACGAAAUUCGUAAGUUAAUGUCUCUGGUCAAUAUAGUAAAUAUGUUGAGUUAACCUAUUGUUAUAAUCUUCUCUGUUUUGUUAUAGAAGACCUUCUAGUAGCAGGGUUCGGUUAGUUAGCAGGCAGAUUUCCCGCGUGUUGUUACACCAGAUGUCGAUGCUGUACCCAAUUCUCCCAGUUUCUUGGAUAGUGAUCCAGGAAUAUUGAGCACAGCCAUAAAUAGGGCAUUGAUGUCCAAAACGCCCCAUAAAAAGACAGACAUCGACACAGCUCAUUCAGAUGAUGAUUGAUCGUUUAAUUAGCUGUUUUGGAAAUCGCUGACGUUUCCCUUUUUGUGUAUAUUUCAUCUGAAACUUUCAUAUUUCAAUAAAUUAAAACUUUGUUUCGUUAAGUAGAUAUUUUUUAUUCUUUAACACCUAAGUGUAGUUCAAUGGUAGUUGUUGGUUAUGUUGAAACUCGUACACUGUUAUUAAUAGUCUAACGUUAUGCUUUAGGUACGACAGUGAAGAACGAGGUCGAAAUCUCAAUGGCGCCCUCAACGAGCAAACACCGACCUUGCAUUGGUAUUAAUUACAGGAAUUUUGACCAAACUGUGGCAGACUGGAAAGACUGGAUUAAACUGACUGACGACUUAAGUGACUGCGACAUGGAUUUAGACGACGAGGUUUGCCCAUAUCCCCAAACUGCUGUCCCACGAAUUGCAUUGACAGAACCAGCGAUACACACCGACUUGACGUACCAAGAUAUUAUUGUUUUAGAGGCUGAAGACCAACUAAAUGAUCUUGCUAUGAGAGAAUUUGUACCUCAGGACUGUUAUGACUUUACUUGGACAAAGGACCGCAAUAUAUUUAACGGAAAACGGGAGACAUUUACCGGAACCCCAGGACCGACUGUGACUGUGACAGACCUGACACGUAUAACUGACAUAUUUUAUAAAAUGAUAGAUAAUGACUUCGUAGACACAAUUUGUAUUGAGACUAAUAGAUACGCCGAUCGAAAAAUUAAACUCCUAAAAGAUCUAGGCAAAUUUUUUCCAACUUCACGACUGUAUCGCUGGACACCAACUAAUCGGAAUGAGAUUUACAGUUUUUUCGCUUUGAUUAUUUUACAAGGUCUAUAUCCUCUCCCAGAAGAAGAGUCAUAUUUUUCAUUUAAUGGUUUCGGCACUAUGCCAUAUUUCCGUAGAAUUAUGUCCUACAACAGAUACUUACUAUUAAAAUCAUUGAUGCAUUUCGUUGACAAUAACGAUCUUAGAGAAAAUAUGACUAAGCUGUCCAAAAUUCAGCCAGUUAGAGAAUAUUUCAAUGACAAAUUUUCGACUUUAUACUAUCCUUCCCAGGAAAUAGUUAUAGACGAAUCACUUUUAAAGUGGCAUGGUAGGCUUGGAUUCGCACAAAAAAUUGCAUCUAAGGCUGCUCAAGUCGGCGUUAAGACGUAUGAGUUGUGUGAUUCUUCCACUGGCUACCUUUGGAAGUUUUUUGUCUCUACUGGAAAGGACGAGAACAAGGCUGUGACUACGGUGAUUGCGGAUGACACCAACGCUGACGACUUAGAGGGCAGACCUAAGAAACCUGAAAUGACUGACCAAAUAAGCGACCGACCAACCAAUGCUACCUCAAAAAUAGUUUACGACCUAGUAGAGCCUCUUCUUCACCGCGGGCAUACGUUGAUAAUGGACAAUUUCUGCAAUAGUCCAUUAUUAGCGCGAUAUCUAAAACGACAAAAGACCGACUGCUAUGGGACACUAAGACUGAAUCGGGAAUUUGUUCCGGAUUCAUUGAAGACUGUAACAAAAACAGACAUACGACAAGGUGAAGUAGUGUGUAGCUACACCCCCGAUUUGUCGAUAUGUGUAUGGCGCGAUGCUAACUUAGUUAGCCUAAUCUCGACAUAUCACCAUCUUCAAAUCGGAAAUCGACAAAAAUAUAACAGACUGACUUUUAAGCCAAGCGUUGUUCUAGAUUACAACAAGUCCAUGGGAGGUGUGGACAGGAAAGACCAAUACCUGUCUGCACAGCUUUUGGAACGUGUAAAAAACAAAAUUUGGUACAACUUUUCCUUCGCUUUUUUAAUACUGCUAUUUUCAACAGUUUUAUAAUUUAUAGAUCUUGUAACCCAAAAAUAUCACACAGACAAUUUAGAACAACCUUGGCUGAAGAUCUACUUAAAAUUCACAGC